Knipowitschia caucasica is the source of this 1224-nucleotide messenger RNA. The record is from the annotation of a GenBank genome assembly. Lineage: Eukaryota; Metazoa; Chordata; Actinopteri; Gobiiformes; Gobiidae.
AUGGCCACAGCAUCCUCGCAAAAUUUGUUGGAACACUUAAUUGACUCCAAAGAACAGGGGGAGCCUCAGGAGUUUCUGAGCUCGUUGGAGAAAAUCAUUCUCACCAUCUUCUUGACCAUCAUCAUUGUUAUGACUGUGUUCGGUAACUUGUUGGUGAUGGUGGCCUUGUGCAAAGACAGGCAUCUCCGUAAAAAGAAGACCAAUUACUUUAUUGUUUCACUGGCGUUCGCUGACCUGCUGGUGGCGCUGGUGGUCAUGCCGUUUGCUGCCAUUGAGCUGACCACAGGGGAAUGGCGUUAUGGGGAGAUCUUCUGCCUGGUGCGCACCUCUCUGGACGUCCUGCUGACCACCGCCUCUAUCCUCCAUCUGUGCUGUAUCGCCUUAGACAGGUAUUAUGCCAUCUGCUGCCAGCCGCUGGUCUACAGACACAAGAUGACCCCGGGGCGAGUGGCUGUGAUGCUGAGUGGUUGCUGGCUCAUCCCAACUUUCAUCUCCUUUUUACCCAUCAUGCAAAGCUGGAACGCCAUUGGCAUCGAGGACAUAAUUGCGGAGCGGCGAGCUUUAUCCGGCGGCGCUAACGACACCAGCAGCUGCGUGUUCAUGGUGAACUGGCCGUAUGCGCUCAUCUGCUCCGCGGUGGCCUUCUACGUGCCCCUCGCGCUCAUGGUCCUGGCCUAUCAGCGCAUCUAUGUCACCGCCAUGAGCCACGUGCGGCAGAUCGAAACUCUGCAGCGCGCCGGCUCCGCCCCCGUUUCCACCACGACCCCUGUGAUGGCCGUCCGAUCGUCCACCUCCUCAGACCCCCUGGACCACUACAGACUGAGGCCGCCCCAGAGCUCGCUGCCCCCAGAGCACGGGCCCAUGGUGAACAGUCGCAUGCGGAUAGAAACCAAAGCGGCCAAAACUCUAGCUGUGAUCAUGGGCUGUUUCUGUCUGUGCUGGGCGCCAUUUUUCAUCACCAACGUGGUCGACCCGUUCAUCAACUACUCCGUGCCGUGGCAGCUGUGGACUGCGUGGCUCUGGCUGGGGUAUAUCAACUCGGGACUUAACCCCUUCCUGUACGCCUUCUUAAACCGGGCGUUUCGAAGGGCUUUCCUGGUCAUCCUCUGCUGCGGGGAUGAGCGCUACGUGCGGCCGGGCAGCUACUCGUACGGACACACCAACAGAGCGUGCUCCGCUGCGUCCGUCAACGGCACGUCCAUGGCGCUCAGGUAUGUCAUGUAG